Penicillium cosmopolitanum is the source of this 372-nucleotide messenger RNA. RefSeq lists its product as uncharacterized. The transcript is spliced from 2 exons. The record is from RefSeq and is a predicted model, not a curated record. NCBI's taxonomy places the organism in Eukaryota, Fungi, Ascomycota, Eurotiomycetes, Eurotiales, Aspergillaceae. The coding region runs from base 1 to 372 and encodes 123 amino acids.
AUGGCGAUAGAUAAUGGGAGAGGCAGUGCAAUGCAACCUCGAGGUGGCGAGAGCGGCACGGUCUUCAGUGGAAGCCCGCCGAAGGUUGCGCAAAUCGAUGAGACCUUAAGCUUGGGAGUGAGACAAGAGCCUGGCAGUGCAGCUCGGUUCAAAGCAAUAUUCCAAGGGAAUCUCCCUGUCAAUCCUAAGGAUAAACAUAUCAGGGCAGUAAUGUACUGCUUUGAUGAUAUAUUUUUCUGGCCAGAGAUCAUAGAGCGCGGAUUCAAGUCGCGACGAAAGCUGGCCGAAACGAGAUCCGAAUUCCUGGUCAAGCGACAUCUCCGGUCAAGUAAAAAGUGGCGUAUGUUAGGCAACCAGAUCCAGCAGGUUUGA